Abrus precatorius (Indian licorice) is the source of this 744-nucleotide messenger RNA. RefSeq lists its product as uncharacterized. The record is from RefSeq and is a predicted model, not a curated record. The transcript has a single exon. NCBI's taxonomy places the organism in Eukaryota, Viridiplantae, Streptophyta, Magnoliopsida, Fabales, Fabaceae. Bases 70 to 546 code for a protein of 158 amino acids.
CAAAACCAAGUGCGUUGUACUAAAUAAAUUAGCAUCUAGCUUACAAAGCAACCAACAACUGAAAAAAACAUGGGGAAUUGCUUGGUGCUGCAAGAGAAUGUUGUGAGGAUCAUGAAAACCGAUGGGAAAAUUCUUGAAUACAAAACACCCAUCGAAGUGAAACAGGUUUUGAUAGAGUUUGCUGGCCAUGCAGUAUCUGAGUCACUACCAGUUCUACAACAUCUUGAGCCAAACACAAAAUUGCUCAGAGGACAGUUAUACUAUCUAGUACCUUUGCCACCACCAUCACCAAAAGCAUGCAAGAAGGUGAGAUUUGCGGAACCAGAAGUCCAAGAUGUACAGCAAAGUAGCUUGGUUAGGAUUAAGGUGGUUAUUAGUAAGCAAGAGCUGCAAGAUAUGCUGCAAAAUGGAGGGUUUUCAGUUAACAAGAUGUUGUCUCUAGUUCAUGAUGAAAAGAGAAUUGAGGGUAAAGAUUUGUCUCAAACAAGUGAUGAUGUCUCUCAAGUGUGGAAACCAGCGUUAGAAAGCAUACCUGAACUAAACUAGCAAUAUAUUUGAAGGAGAUACCACGUUCAUACAACAAAACUAUACAACAAUUUAUACAAUAUUUUCCUUUUCUCUCUCAAUCCCUCUUCACCGCAUCACUAAUCUUAUCUCAUAUUCAUCUCUCUUGUUUAUGUGGGUUGUUGUAUAUUUUUAUUGUAUGAAUAUAAAAUCUUUUGAAGUUCCAAUACUAUUUCUUUC